Messenger RNA from Dendrobium catenatum, 858 nucleotides. RefSeq lists its product as uncharacterized. Lineage: Eukaryota; Viridiplantae; Streptophyta; Magnoliopsida; Asparagales; Orchidaceae. The transcript has a single exon. Bases 1 to 858 code for a protein of 285 amino acids. The record is from RefSeq and is a predicted model, not a curated record.
AUGGGACCGAUCUCACUUUUCCUAGGCAUCCAAGUACAUCAUACACGAACAGGCUACUUCCUAUCUCAGGCUCAUUUUGCACAAAAGCUUCUACACGACGCUGGUUUCGCCGAUUGCAAAGAAGUGCCGACACCGCUCUCGCCCACUUCAACUCAAACAACAGACGGAACUCAUCCAUUCCAUGAUCCCACACUCUAUCGCCGCAUUGCAGGAUCGCUUCAAUAUCUAUUUAUCACACGUCCAGACAUUGCCUUCGCCACAAAUCGAAUAUGCCAGCACAUGAAGAAUCCCACCGACCAAGACUAUCUAUCUCUUACCUGGCUUCUCCGAUACAUCAAGGGGACCGUCUCCUAUGGUCUUCCACUCACCACCGGCGACCUACAACUUCGUACCUACACCGACGCCGAUUGGUCCUCCAACCAAUCGGACCGCAAGUCAAUCUCUGGGUUCUGCACCUUCCUCGGACCAAAUCUCAUCUCCUGGUCCGUCAAGAAACAGAUCACCGUCGCCACAUCGUCGACCGAAGCUGAAUAUCGGUCACUCUCCGCAGCCACUUCGGAUGUAAUCUGGCUCCGACGUCUAGUAUCCGAACUUCAUCUACCGCAGACGCAACCGACACCAAUAUACUGCGACAACCAGUCGGCCAUUGCCAUUACCAAGAACCCGGUAUUUCACGCGCGAACAAAGCACAUUGAAAUCGAUUAUCAUUUCAUCCGGGAACAUCUCAGCAAUGCCAACAUACAAAUACAUCAUAUUUCCUCAAAAGAUCAAGUGGCGGACAUCCUGACCAAACCCUUUGCCUCGGCUCGGUUCAACGAUCUUCGCUCCAAAUUAACAAUUCACAGUAUGAAUUAUUAA